Messenger RNA from Triplophysa dalaica, 1444 nucleotides. Its product is annotated as prolyl 4-hydroxylase subunit alpha-2-like. The record is from RefSeq and is a predicted model, not a curated record. Gene Ontology annotation, molecular function: iron ion binding; L-ascorbic acid binding; protein binding. Lineage: Eukaryota; Metazoa; Chordata; Actinopteri; Cypriniformes; Nemacheilidae. Gene Ontology annotation, biological process: peptidyl-proline hydroxylation to 4-hydroxy-L-proline. Gene Ontology annotation, cellular component: endoplasmic reticulum. Bases 5 to 1444 code for a protein of 479 amino acids. The transcript is spliced from 13 exons.
UUUGAUGUUUGGAGAUCUCGAUGUUCUGAAAAUGGCUACAAUGAAACUAUUAUCUUUUGUGGCAUGUGUCUGGGUUUUCUCUGCUGGACAUGAAUUAUUUUCAUCAAUGGAUCAAGCCAUGCAGCUUGUGGAGGAAAAGAGAAACCUUCUGGAGCAUUUCAAUUCAUAUAUCAAUGCUGAAGAAGAGAAUUUACAGAGACUCAGGAGAGGUCUUGAGAUUCUAAGACAGCUCCCAUACUUCAAAGAUCCAGAGAACACCACGACUGACCCUGUAGCAGCUUACAAACUUAUGAGACAACUAAGAAUUUUAUGGUUGACUAUAAUAACGACAACUGAAAAUAAUCCUUAUGAUGACUUCCAAGAACUGUUGUUCUCAGAUGUCCUGAAGAUCCCAUCUGAAGAAGAUUUGGAGAGUGCAGCCUUGGCACUUAUUAAGCUGCAAGAAACCUAUAAACUCUACCCAGUAAACCUUACAAAGGAAACUCCUUUAACUGAGAACGAAGCUUACUAUUUGGGGUUAAAAGCUACUGUCGAGGACAAAUUCCAGCAUGCUUUUCACUGGUUUCUCUACACUUUGAAAAUGUUCAAUGAGACAAAAUCCUUCAAUUCAAUACGAACUUUUACCAAAGAACGUUUGCUAGAGCACCUGGGCUCUUCUGCGUAUCAUUUUGGAAGUCUACCUGUGGCAAUCUACUUCUACCAGCAGCUUCUAAAACUGGAUCCAACUAAUGAGGAUGUUAAAUCUACACUGAAGUUGUGCAGAAACCUUCGUCUUUACAGAACUUCAAACCCUGAUAUAUUCACACUGAAUAAAGAGUCAACUAACUCCUAUGAGGCAUUGUGCAGGGGAAAGGUUAAACCGAGGACCUCUAGGAGGCAGAGUACGCUGUCUUGUAGAUACAGCACAGGUGGAGGAAACCCCAGACUGAUUUUAGCACCACUGAAAGAGGAGAUCGAAUGGGAUGAGCCCCGAAUCAUUAGAUAUCAUGACAUAAUAUCAGACAAAGAGAUCGAGAUCUUGAAAAAUAUCUCUAGGCCUCUGCUUAGAAGGUCUAUGGUUGGUUCAGGUUCAGGAAAGGUCUCAAAUGUUCGUCUUUCUCAAAGUGUUUUUCUGGAAGAAGAUGACAUGGUUUAUCGUGUCAAUCAGAGGAUUGCAGACGCUACAGGACUUUCUAUGGAAACAGCUGAACUUCUACAUGUUCAGAAUUAUGGGAUUGGUGGCAGAUAUGAAACACACUAUGACGCAGGGGACAAUCAAAAUGAAAGGAUCGCUACAUUCCUCAUUUAUAUGAGUGAUGUGGAGAUAGGAGGCGCCACUGUAUUUCCUAAAGUUGGAGUUGCACUGCAACCUAAAAAGGGUUCAGCUGUGUUUUGGUACAACCUGCACAAGAAUGGUGAUCUAGAUUUGAGAACAGCGCAUGCUGGAUGUCCUGUUUUAGUUUGA